Molecule: messenger RNA, 708 nt
Organism: Cadophora gregata
Lineage: Eukaryota; Fungi; Ascomycota; Leotiomycetes; Helotiales; Ploettnerulaceae
Exons: 5
Coding region: 1-708 (235 amino acids)
Biological process (GO): mitochondrial respiratory chain complex I assembly; mitochondrial electron transport, NADH to ubiquinone
Cellular component (GO): membrane
Molecular function (GO): 4 iron, 4 sulfur cluster binding; NADH dehydrogenase activity
Source: RefSeq, a predicted model, not a curated record
AUGGCAUCUACAAAGCCUCUGACACUGCUCGUGGCUUGCAGCCGUCCGACAGCACGGCUCACGAGCCCUUGCUCAAUCCGCACAAUUGCAGCACCCUCAAGGACUCCCUUGGCUACAUUUGCAUUCUCGUCGACUACCUUCCGCGCCUACGCCACCCCCUCAGGACCACCGCCUGCUGGCUUCAGGUUACCAAAGCCGGAGAGAUGGGACCAGAGCAAGGAGUCAUCAUUGGAUAAGGCGGGAAAAUACUUCUUGUUGACGGAGAUGGCAAGGGGCAUGUAUGUGGUGCUGGAACAAUACUUCAGACCUCCAUACACUAUUUUCUACCCAUUCGAAAAGGGACCAAUCUCUCCACGUUUCCGUGGCGAACACGCUCUACGAAGAUACCCAUCCGGGGAAGAACGUUGCAUUGCAUGCAAGCUUUGUGAAGCCAUCUGCCCCGCCCAAGCCAUCACCAUUGAGGCCGAGGAGCGUGAAGAUGGAAGCCGCAGAACCACUCGCUAUGAUAUCGACAUGACGAAGUGUAUCUACUGUGGUUUCUGCCAGGAGAGCUGUCCAGUUGAUGCUAUUGUGGAAUCGCCGAAUGCCGAAUAUGCGACUGAGACAAGGGAGGAGCUGCUUUACAACAAGGAGAAGUUGCUCGCGAAUGGAGAUAAGUGGGAGCCAGAGUUGGCUGCGGCAGCUAGAGCGGAUGCGCCGUAUAGAUAA